This is a messenger RNA of Nyctereutes procyonoides (raccoon dog), 4129 nucleotides long. It is a transcript of the gene ABLIM2, whose product is annotated as actin binding LIM protein family member 2. The coding region runs from base 127 to 2202 and encodes 691 amino acids. The transcript has 21 exons. Gene Ontology annotation, molecular function: actin filament binding. NCBI's taxonomy places the organism in Eukaryota, Metazoa, Chordata, Mammalia, Carnivora, Canidae. Gene Ontology annotation, biological process: lamellipodium assembly; cytoskeleton organization. The record is from RefSeq and is a predicted model, not a curated record. Gene Ontology annotation, cellular component: actin cytoskeleton.
CCGAGCCUAGGGCCGGCGGACCCGCGGACCGGCGGGCGGGCGGGCGAUCCCGCGGGCGCGGCACCUGCGGGCAGAAGCGUCGGGCUGCCGCAGCGCCGGACCGCCCGCCUCCCAGCUGCCGCUGAGAUGAGUGCAGUGUCGGAACCCCAGGCCGCUCACAGCCCCCUGGAGAAGCCGCCCAGCACCGCCAUCCUGUGCAACACCUGCGGGAAUGUGUGCAAGGGGGAGGUGCUGAGGGUCCAGAACAAGUACUUCCACAUCAAGUGCUUCGUCUGCAAAGCAUGUGGCUGUGACCUGGCCGAGGGUGGCUUCUUCGUGCGGCAGGGUGAGUACAUCUGCACGCUGGACUACCAGCGCCUGUACGGGACCCGCUGCUUCAGCUGCGACCAGUUCAUCGAGGGCGAGGUGGUGUCGGCGCUGGGCAAGACCUACCACCCCGACUGCUUCGUGUGUGCCGUGUGUCGAUUGCCUUUCCCACCGGGGGACCGAGUGACUUUCAACGGGAAGGAAUGCAUGUGCCAGAAGUGCUCCCUGCCCAAGACAGCGGGCAGCAGUGUGUACCUGUCCCAGGGCCUCUGGAGUUGUGGAGGCUGCGGCGCAGAAAUAAAAAACGGUCAGUCCCUGGUGGCUUUGGACAAACACUGGCAUUUGGGCUGUUUUAAGUGUGAGACGUGUGGGAAGCAGCUCGAUGCGGAGUACAUCAGCAAGGACGGGCUGCCCUACUGUGAGGCCGACUACCACACCAAGUUCGGCAUCCGCUGUGACGGCUGUGAGAAGUACAUCACGGGGCACGUGCUGGAGGCAGGAGAAAAACACUACCACCCAUUGUGUGCGCUAUGCGUCAGGUGUGGCCGGAUGUUUGCGGAAGGCGAGGAGAUGUAUCUUCAAGGUUCCUCCAUCUGGCACCCGGCGUGCCGACAAGCAGCCAGAACUGAAGACAAAAACAAGGAAACCAGGAGCUCCUCAGAGAGCAUCAUUUCUGUACCUGCUUCCAGCACCUCGGGGUCUCCAAGCCGCGUGAUCUAUGCGAAGCUGGGCGAUGAGAUUCUCGACUACAGGGACUUGGCGGCUCUUCCUAAAAGCAAGGCCAUCUAUAACAUCGACCGCCCCGACAUGAUCUCCUACUCGCCGUACAUCAGUCACUCGGCGGCCGGCAGGCAGAGCUGCCACGAGUCCCCACAGGUACUUUCGCCAACGCCGACCGAGGGGGAUCAGGAUGACCGCUCCUACAAGCAGUGCCGGACCUCCAGCCCCAGCUCCACUGGGUCGGUCAGUCUCGGGCGCUACACUCCGACCUCACGGUCGCCCCAGCACUACAGCCGUCCAGCUGGUACUGUGAGUGUUGGUACCAGUAGCUGCCUGUCCCUGUCCCAACACCCAAGCCCUACAUCCGUGUUCAGACAUCAUUACAUCCCCUACUUCCGAGGCAGUGAAAGUGGCCGGAGCACCCCCAGCCUCUCGGUGCUCUCAGACAGCAAGCCUCCCCCCUGCACCUACCAGCAGGCGCCUCGCCACUUCCACGUCCCAGACACUGGCGUAAAAGAUAACAUCUAUAGGAAACCCCCUAUCUACAAACAGCAUGGUCCUGUAUCCCAAUCCCCAAUUUCCAAGCUCUCGGGCCUGAUGUCAGCCUUGUCCUUGAUGGUGCACAAGGCAGGGUGCUCCAAAAGGCUGGAAGGUCCAAGCCCUCCGCAGGCUGCAGCCGUCAGGCGACCGGAUGGAGAGGACAGAAUUUUCGAGCAAGAUAACAGGAAGCAGAAGACCAGCUGGCUGAUUCUCAAGGGGGAUGCAGACAGUAGGACUAACUCUCCAGACCUAGACAGCCAGUCUUUGUCCCACAGUAGCGGGACCGAUAGAGACCCUCUCCAAACAAUGCAAGGGGACAACUUUUACUCACAAUGCCAAUCUGGCCCCUUGUGGAGCAGACCCGGAUGCCAGCUGGGGCACGCGAGAAUACAAGGUAAGAGGGGCUGCCCGCUGCCACGCCGACCUCUUCCCGCCACGAUGCACCGGCCCAGGUUAAAGGUUCCUUUUGUUGUGUUUUCCUAUGAAAUGUGUAUGUCAGAUGCCCGCGCAAGUAUGUACCUCUCCAUUGGCCUUUGGUCCCAGCCCACGCCUGCUCUCUGGGGUGAGCCCAUACUUUCUUCUCCCGACAGAUCUAUCCUUAUGACGCCCUCAUUGUCACAAAUCGAAUUCGUGUGAAACUGCCCAAAGAUGUGGACAGGACGCGACUGGAGAGGCACCUGUCGCCCGAGGAGUUCCAGGAAGUGUUUGGGAUGAGCAUGGAAGAGUUUGACCGCCUGGCCCUCUGGAAGAGGAAUGACCUCAAGAAGAAAGCCCUGUUGUUUUGACGGCCGCCAGGGUGCCUGACCACACGCGUGCCAGCGGCAGAGCACGGGACACCUGACGAGAACCACGAAAACCCUUCCUCUUGCACCUGGCUCUGGCUUCUCUGUGUCCGUGAGGGGCGGGCAGUGGGCCCCUGGAGAGGGCUGGGCUGGAGGCUGGGGUAGGAGGGGGUCCCAGAGUAGGUGCAACCACUGUUUCUGCCAGGAAUGCUCCUGCCCCUAGUUCAGAGUCCGGACGCCUUGCUUUGCACUGCUCCUUCCCCGCUGUUGCUUGGCAUCAGGGAGAUGCUGCAAAGUAGCUGUCCCAGGAAAUCAAGGAACAUUUCCCUGACCAUGCAGCCCACCCUCCCGACCCCCGUGCAGUGCCCCAACCCCUGCACUAAGCCCUGGGGGCACAGAGGUACCUGAGACUUGGGAUUUGAGGAGGUUUGUCGAUGACAGAUGCUGACACAAUCAUGGGUGGGUGGGCAGAUGGCUCCUGGGGCCUGCUCACCCCCCACCCCUUGCUCAGCCCCGGGGAGGCCCAGCCUUGCACACAGACAGGCCAGGCCAGGGAGAGUGCUGCAGAGCACCCAGGGCUGCACAAAGUGAAGUGUGGGGUGCAUGAUAUUUUGCAGCCACUUGUGAGGAGUCUGGUUUUAGGGACAAACGUCAACCUGACAGGGUACUGUCUGCCAGGGCCCUCCGUGCACUGCAUUUUUCUUCCAAAUCAUCCCCUAGAUGCCUAAAUGAUAUCUUUAAAGUAACACAGAAGUUUUUAUUUUAUUAAAGAGCAUAGCCUACUUAAACAUAAGACGACAUAUAUAGAGUUCCAUUUUACGGUCCCACGGAAGGGGAGCGCCUCCAGCCUUAUUCUCCACUGUUUGGAUCUGUGUGGUUUUGCUUUUUGGUGUGCUCCUAACACCUAGGGCUCCUUGUUGGUGUUCUUUUCAUCUUUUUUUUUUCUUUUUCACCUGUCACACGGGUGCCCUUAAGGGCAGCCCUUGGCCAUGUGAUGCUGUUUGUAAGUAUGUGUGAAGUGUAGCCACCACGGUCUGCCUCGCUGUCACUCUCCACGUCUUGGAGACAAAACAUCCUCUUCUGAUGGCCAAAGCCCUGGAACAAAGGAUUUCCAUGCACCCAGCCGAAUAAUACCCAACUACCCAACAUAGCUCUUGAUCUGCCCUUUUGUGAUGUGGCCUGUGUGGUGCCUGCCUCCCCCCCCCCCCCCGCAGUGAAACAUGACCCCCCACCCCCUGGGGGUAAAGUGUCUUCUUGUGUGCGUGGUCCUGAGACAGGCACCUGGCCGCUGGGGAGGGAGGAGGGAGAGCCACCCUCUUCUGGCCUCCAAGGUCAGCAGGCAGUCCUGCAGCAGAAGGCUUGGCCGGACCCCCCACUGAAAGGUGUCUGUGUCUGUAAUUAGGAGAUGACAGGGUGUGCUGCCUGUCACAGGACGCUUGUACAGUGAGUUCAGAGGCAUAUGAAACACUAGGAAGGUGUCACCAAAGUCUGUUUCCCUGUCUUCUGUGUAGCUGUGUCCCUCUGUAUGUCCUGGAGGUCCUGUCUGUGAGUCAGCGUUACUCAGAUCCUUCCAGCCUCACCACACACCCUGUUGCGCAUCGGCUUCCCACCAGCCCGGCUCAGCCAGGGAGGCGAGUUUCUAGCACCUGACGCACUUCCCUCCAUUUAGCAGCCUGAGCCCGAGCAACUGGAAACCCCCGUUUUCUCAUUAGUGCAAUGUUAUGUCAGCUCCCAGGGGAGCCUUGGAAAAAUAAAGGACGGUGUAUCCUAACUUGUGAAGG